Lachancea dasiensis is the source of this 1632-nucleotide messenger RNA. The record is from the annotation of a GenBank genome assembly. Lineage: Eukaryota; Fungi; Ascomycota; Saccharomycetes; Saccharomycetales; Saccharomycetaceae.
AUGGACGAAGGGAUACGGCGAUCUUCGCGAAGUAACAAGGGCACCAACAAGUUUUUACAGAGCCAAAGGUUGGCUGAACUGGAAUAUGUCAAGACGAGAGAUGAAUAUAACCAAAAUGGCGAGCCUAAGGAUGUUGUUAAGUGUCUUCCUUGCGGUACGAACGACGAAAAUUACGACGAGAAUACUGAUCCUUAUGGAGAUAUGAUUCAGUGCGAUACUUGUGACACUUGGCAGCACAUCAAAUGCAUGACUGGAAAGGAAAGUGCUGAGGAUUUGGGGACGUACAAUUGCAGUGUGUGCUCCCCGUCAUCAUUUCCUAGUUUAAAGCCCGCUACCAUGGCAAGCGCAGUGAACACUGUGAAUAGAAAUAAGAGACUUAGUUUUGAGGAGCAGGGUGGAGACGAGUAUGCCGCAGACGAUUUGCAAAGCACACAACACAGGAAUGAUGAAGAUCUAGACGAGAUACCUGCAAAGCGCAAGAAGCGCAGCGUAUCUACCAAAAGGGGAGAAAGGUUUGAAAGCGAUCAGAACAAACUCCGAGAUUCUGCGAUGGGGAUGUUUGAAGAACUAUUUGUGAAGUACGUUAUUCCAGAUACUAUCGCUGCUGACACCUUCAAACUGCCUUCUGAAGCAUCAGCAGAUGAACUUUCGAGAAGAUUGGCACAGGAACUGGAAAGGGAAUUGUACCGAGCAAAUGAAAAUCGGGACACUAGUAAAGUGAGCGACUUGUACAAAGAGAAAGUAAGGGUCCUUUACUCCAACUUGAAGGACAAGAAGAACAUCAAUAUGAAGUCGCUUGUGGUAAAUGAGGCUUUGCCUUUCAGCAAGCUUGUGAUGAUGCCGGUGAAUGAACUUAUAAAUCCUGACCUCCAACAAUUUAGAGAAAGAGUAGGCAGUCAAGCUUUAAAUCAGCUCAUUGUUGAGCUGCCACACAAGCCGAGGUACUUUAAAACCCAUAAAGGAGAUGAACUUAUUGAAGAUCCUAAUUCUUUCGAACCCGAGGAUAUCAUUUUCAGCAAGGACAACAUUGCUGCAAAAUUGGACGAGGAAGGUUCUAAAGAGGAAGGUGUUUCGGCGCAUUCUGACAAGCCAGUAGGGACAACUAUAAAUGGUGCUUCUGGCGUACAAAGGGCGACAAAGGACUCAAGUCAAAGCCCACAUUUAGAUGCGGGCCGGAAGUGCAGUAUCGAGUACAAAGAAAUCAAUGUAAAGUUUUUCGGUGUCCUCAAGUAUGUUGGUUCCUCUGCGGAUGUCGAUAAGAAGGUGCGAAUCGAUGCAACCGGGGACAACAUCUUUGUUGUAGAAGGUCGCUUAAAAGAGAACGAUGCCCAAGAGUACAUUCAGCAGAUGUCAACCAGCAGAACCUUUAUUGCAUACGCGUUGAGGCCGCAUGGUAAUGCAGAAGACUUCCAGCGUUUUGAAGAGCUUUUCGAAUUUUUGCACAGCAGACAGCGAUAUGGUGCGUUAGAGGCCAAGAAACCUUUUGUACGACACGUCUACGUGGUUCCAUGCUCCGGGGAAGUUAAACCAGAUAUUUUGAAGUACAUUAAAAGUGAAGAAGCUGAGUUGCUGUCAGGUAAGGCACUGAUGAUUGUAGCAAUUAUCCGUCCUGAAAUGGUAGCCGUUACUUAA